Molecule: messenger RNA, 5178 nt
Organism: Daphnia pulicaria
Lineage: Eukaryota; Metazoa; Arthropoda; Branchiopoda; Diplostraca; Daphniidae
Exons: 5
Coding region: 599-3166 (855 amino acids)
Source: RefSeq, a predicted model, not a curated record
UCGCUCUAACGAAUAGAAUAGUAUAGUAUAGCAAAGCCAACUGUUUGUUAUAAAGCAGCCGGGUGAGCACCAACGGCACGUCAUUCGCUUCAAAACCACCAGCCGAACUGGAAACGUCUUUCUCUCUUGCUCUGCUCAUUUUUUGUCGUCCUCUCCUCACAGUCGUACGAACAUUUUUUUUUUUUUUGAAAAAUAAAGUUGAAGUAGCAGUUUUGAGUUGAGAAACAAACCUGAAAUCUUGUUGCUCGUGAGCACAAACAGCCCUCCCCCCAAAGAAAAAACAAGUCGAAGUACAAAACUUGAAAUUACCGUUCAAGUAUUGCAUUUUCUGAUUCCCCCCAAAAAAUCUUCCGCCUUGUGUGAUUUGUUUUCUUCUACCCCACGGUUCAUCCGCCGACUUGGUUAGUCGUUGAUGGUGAAGGAUUUUCUGUCGUGUUUUUGUCUCUCUCUCGCGUCGAUUGAUUUGACACAACGAUUAAGUGAUUCGGAUUAUUCCACCUGUGCGCUCACCGUCGUUGCCUUUAACGCCAUCCAUCAAGGUGCGUGGUGAUACCUAAACGCGCCUACCUUACAACCGAGCCGAGAGAGAAAACAGAAAAUGUUCGUGUGGAGGUUACUGCUGGUCACCGCCUUCAUAGGCGCGGUGGUCCUGGCGGCCGAGGAAGUCAAGAAACCCGAAACCAAGCCCGUCGACGCCAAGCCCGUCGUGCCUUUGCUGGACAAAACAGCCGAAAAGCCCAUCACCACCACCACGACCACGACCACCGCAGAAAUCGCCAAAUCGCCGGCAGAUAAAACCGUGGCACAACCGACGGCGGAAAGAGAUCCCGUUGCCGCUGCUAGCCCUUCCGCCGCCGGAACACCGGCGGCAGCGGCUCCAGCGGUUGCGGCUCCUGCGGCCCCAGCGGCGGUUGUUCCGAGCAAAGCUCCCGCCAAAGUAGCCGAGAAACGUGUGGCCGUCAUCGAGGCCGUUGAAGGUGAAGAAGAGGAGGAAGAAGAGGAAGAAGAAGAUGAAGAGCCGCACGCAUCCGCACUUCACGCCGAACACCGUGAAGAUGUCGACGAAGAGGAGGAAGAAGAAGAUCAACUCGCCCUGGAAUCGACCAACGUCCAGGAGAAGGACGGAGCUGGACAUGGACACGGACAUGGUCACGGUCACGGACAUGGACACCAUCACGAACAAGGUCCCAGUUACUCCGCCCAGCCAUCGCAGCAUUAUCACGGCAAGCAAAACGGACCUAUUCCGGUCCCUCUGCCCGUCCCCGUUCAUCCAGCAUCCGUCGUUCUGCCCACUCUGCCCAAGCAGCAGUACAAUCCUCCGGCGCAGUACAAAUCUCCUCCGCCCAGCCCUUACAUUCCGGCCGCUUCCGCACCGGCUUCUGCCUACCAAUCGGCUCCUCCACCACCACCACCACCUGCGCCUCAGCCCAUUUACACGCCCCAACGCCCUGUCUACUCUCAGCCACCUCCGCCACCACCCAGGCCUCAGUAUCAGCCUCAACCGGCCUACCAACCACCUCCACCACCUCCAGUCCAGCAGGCCGCCUACGCUUCCGCUCCGCAACCCAACUACCAGCCACCCCCUCCACCUCCUCCCCAGGCUUCCUACCAGCAGCCUCCUCCCCCACCCCCUGCCCAGCCAACUUACCAGCAACCGGCCUACCAACCACCCCCACCACCUCCGUCUUACCAGCCGCCCGCCCAGGCCUACCAGCCUCCUCCACCACCGCCACCGGCCGAGAGGAACUCGAACGGACCCACUCACGCUCCAUCUCUGCCCGAGCCGGCCCAUCAAGUCCAACAACAACAACAGUACCGACCCGAAGCCACGGUCGCUCUUCCAGCCCAGGCCGCUCCGUCUGAACCUUGGCCGGCUCCAGUCCAAGACAUGCCCAGGAUCGUCUCCCUGGACGUCAAGUGCGAGAAGAAUCUGAUGAAGGUCUUUAUCGAGUUUGACAAGCCCUUCAACGGCGUCAUCUUCUCCAAGGGUCACUACGCCAACGCCAACUGCGUCCACCUGCCGGCCGGUCUCGGCCGCACCUCGGCCAACUUCGACGUCUCGAUCAACACUUGCGGAACCACCGGCAACACUGAGAACGGCCUUUACGGCUACGGCUCUCAGGCCGGCUCUGGCACAUUCUUCGAGAAUACCAUCAUCGUCCAGUUCGACCCACAAGUCCAGGAAGUCUGGGAUCAGGCCCGCAAGUUGCGCUGCACUUGGCACGACCAGUACGAAAAGUCCGUCACUUUCCGCCCGUUCCCCGUCGACAUGCUGGACGUGGUCCGAGCCGAUUUCGCCGGUGACAACGUCGGCUGCUGGAUGCAGAUCCAGGUCGGAAAGGGACCCUGGGCUUCCGAAGUGUCUGGACUGGUUAAGAUUGGUCAGACGAUGACGAUGGUGCUGGCCAUCAAGGACGACGACGGCAAAUUCGACAUGCUGGUCCGCAACUGCAUGGCCCAUGACGGCAAACGGGCGCCCAUCCAACUGGUUGACCAGCGAGGUUGCGUCACCCGACCCAAGCUCAUGUCUCGAUUCACAAAGAUCAAGAACUUUGGCUCUUCCGCUUCCGUCCUCUCUUACGCUCACUUCCAGGCCUUCAAAUUCCCCGACUCGAUGGAAGUUCACUUCCAGUGUACCAUUCAAAUCUGUCGCAACCAAUGCCCCGAUCAGUGCGCAGGAUCCGAUUACGCGGCGGCAGCUUCGUCUCUGUCGGGCGCCGAGCCCAGGAAUCCAUACAACCGGAUCGGAGCGGUGGCCAGCCGGCCGCGCUCUGAAGCCGAACAGGACGGUAUCCAGCGGUCGCCCAGAAGUCAGCGUGAUGUUGGCGCUUCCGAGACGCCGUCAGCCGCCGCCGCCGAGCAGCAGGACGUUGGCAUCAACCGCAUCAUCCAGGUGGUGUCGACUGGCGACUUGACGUUCGCCCUGGAACAGCAGAGCGACAACACGACGACCAUCGUCUUCCCGUCACGCUCCGAGACGGAAGGUCUCAUUUGCAUGACGUCGCCCGGCUUCGCCGCCACCCUCGUCGUCCUUCUCCUCAUCCUGAUCAUUUCCUGUCUGCUCUCCGCUUUCCUUUGCAUCCGGCACCGGGCCUUCGGCGUCGACCGAUCCUUAGUCUCCGCCUUCGCCAAUCCAGCUUUCGCCCACAAAAAGGGCCACUUUUAAUUCAAAUAACCAAAAUGUCAAAACCACCAACCACCAUCACACAUUUUUAAGACUUGGGACUCUUCGAAAUCCAUCACUGGAUCACUGAUGGCGCGCCCUAUAAUCGAGUGUAUCCAGCGCUAAACACUAAAGAAGACGCUUUUCACCACUCCACACAUCACACGCAGACCCUUCACACACACACACACACAGACAGAGAGACAACACACACACACAACACACGAAGACGUUGGACGACUCUUACAACACGAAAUCACGCACAGACUUUGAAUUCACAUUUACGGGGGACAUCUUAUUUUAAAUAUGAUUUUGUUUUGACGGACUUUUUUGGACGAGACGCAUCACAUCACGGGUGACAUUUUCUCUGAGCCUAGUAUUUAAAAAAACACCAACGAGAACUUCACUUUUUUUUUAAAUUUAAGAUUUUUUUAAAACAUUUUCAAAUAAAAUGGAAACGACGAACACUUGUAUUAUUAUUACUACGUGACUUUUGACUAAAAAUCACUUGACUAUUUUCAAACUGACUUUUUCUUGCAGAAGAAAUGACCAAAAUCGAAACUUUAAAAAAAAUUAAACAGAAAAUUCGAGAAAAAAAAUGACAAAGGGACGACUACAUGGGACCGCAAUGAUUUUAUGCUCGAUUGUCAUAUAUAUAGAUAUAUAUAUAUAUUUUAGCUAUUUUUACAGACGCACACACUGACGCACACACUGACACUGACAACUUGGGAAAAUCAGACGAGGCAUCAACGCUUGAUUGAAUGUUUACAUUUUCCCUGAAAAAAUUAUCGACGGACAAAUGCACUUAAUAACCAGUUUUGACGAUAUCAUCCUUUUUUUGUUAGGUUUCGAUAUCAAAUAGCGCGAUCACGUCAACUUGUCAAAUUUGAUUGGCGGCAUUUCUAUCGAUCUAAUUUUUUUUCCAGUUAUUAUUUAAUUUAACUGUCUGUUUGUUGAGGGUUUUUAUCUAAUCUUCUGAAUACUACGACAUCACAUAUACUAUGUGGAGACAAAUACUUACAAUAAUGACGGAUCACCAUUUUGUAACUCCUGAUCUUGGGAAUCUUCAAACUUUUUUUUUUUCAACUAUUAUUAUUAUUAAGUUUCACUUAUUUAAAAAAAUAACCUUAUUAUUUUUUUCGAUCGGGAAUUUGUUUUUCUCUUGCAAAAUAUUUGUGUGUGUGUGAGUGUGUUGUAGACCAACAGCGAAACAUAACCGACGCGUGUGCACUUUGAUUUUGCUCAUUUUUCUCCCCUCUCUCCUUUGGCCCACAACUUUUGAAUUUCCUUUUAUUUUUUUAUUUUUAUUUUUUUUUUACUUUUGGGGAAAACAAAAUUUCGAUAUCACGACGUACUUGUAAUUUAUAUAAUCUUCAUUGAUUUCCUUUUUAAAAAUCACGAAAAACAAUGACGACGAUGACGCGUGUGACUGCAAAACUUUUAUUCCUUAUUUCCAAUGAAUUAAUUUUUUGAUUUUAAUUUCAAUGCAUUUUUUUUUUCAAAUUGACUACUGAAUGACCAUUGGACGGACAGAGAAACAAAAAUACAUAAAUAAAUUAAAAAAAUUCAUUCGUGCCGGACACGAAAGAAAGAGCUCAGUAUAACGCAAAUGACGAAGGUGAUGAGACGAAAUGCAUAGAAUGAAAGAAAAACUUUUUGUUUUUCGGUGAAGUGUACAUUUCGGAUGCGCGCAUGUAAGAAUUGGUGUUCGACUGUUCGUGUAUUAUUUCGGCAAUUCAAUCAUUGAAAUUACAACAAGAAAACAAAACAAAAAAAUCCCUACAGUUUCAUUUCCAUUUUCGAGUUGACACUUUCUUCCAUUUCCUGCUUCCGGUCAGUUUAUUCAUUCCCCCCCCCCCCCCACAUUACUAAUAUUCCUCCUAUAUGCCCUACACAUAUGGAACCCCCCUCUCCCAAUCAUUUUUAUUUCCCGUCAAAAAAAGAAAAGAAAUCCAUUCCGUGUAUUGUUCAUAAUUGAAUAAAUGUGCGGGGGCGUUGUUGGACCUCCACCUUGA